UUCACAAUUCAACGUUAAGUUAUUCUUAAGCUUCUUUUUGAGCUAAGCAAUCAGUAUGGAGAAUACUUUGGGAUUUGAGGAGGAAAGUUUGGCAGAGGAUGAAUGGCCGACCGGGGAGAGCGUCGCAUCUUUGGCGGCUUUACGGGUAUACCAGAAGCAAGGUGACUCACGAGAGCAGUUGAAUCAGCCGAAUUUAGUAGUUAAACUACAGCAAAGAAUACACACAGACAGACCGAUCAUUCCAGCAACGCUAAUGGAAAAACUGGCAUACUACAGAGCGUUUACAUCUUCGUCAAGUAAGAUAGAGAUGCUGUGCAUGCAGCAGAAUAAUGUUAAUAGGUUCACAUGGUUUUACAUAUCCAAUGCUCUCUGCAAAAGUCUUUCCAUGACAUACGUUUAUAUUUUCCUAAGCGCCUACGCACCCGAUCAUCAUUUAUUUGUGCCGAAAAUGGUGCCUAUAUUUUAUGGUUUAAACUGGAUUAACGUAAUCAGUGCUGGAUUCCUUCUGCAAACCAUGUCGUAUGACACGGCUCUUCAUUUUUACUAUGCCAUAGUUGGAGUGAUUUUCAAAGCUCCCUGGAAUAGGUGUUUUCAGAGAAUACUCCAGAUGCCAGGUGGUCUGAACUACACUUGUAUGGAAUUGGAGGAGUUCGCAGCACAAUUUGUAAACAAAACCAUCACAUUUGACGAACUUUUCUAUGUAACUCCUAAUGGGGAGUUAUUUUCUGUAGCCCAAAUAGAAUAUAUUGAUUCAAUUAACUCACAAAUGACUUACAAGGAACUCGGGUUUAACUGUUUUUUUUCCGUAAUCAAUAUUUUAAUAUGGAUCAUAGCUGCCGGCCUGUAUAACCAACUCUUCAAGGGCUACAUUUGGAAGAUACUACACUAUGCCCAGAUUGCGCUAUUUGCCUUGCUACUUUUGAUUUUCUUUCAUUUAAUCGUGUCUUAUGAGGAUAAGGAGAUUCAAUACAUAGAGGCUGGAGAGUCUGAAGCGCAUCGCAGCAUUUUAAUGUCUGGGGAUUAUGAUAUGUUGGCCGAAACAAUGACAGCACCACCCGUAGCUCACAUCCUGAGCGCUAGAACAACGUCAGAGAUAAAACCGAGCCUGAACAGUGCCGUGAUUGUGAUAUCAAACGGAGUUUACUACAUUUUCAAAGCUUUGACUUCGUUUUUAAUGAAAAAGCACUGCGAGAGAUGGGUCAAUGCGUCUAUUAUUCACUGGAAUUUUGGCAGCAGAUCGAUUUUCUAUUUCUGGCCGAUUUACUUCGCAACACUCAAUUAUGGCUCUGUUAUUGCAGUUAUAUUCUUUGCUCUCAACGCAAUCGUCGAUUGCUGUAUGUUUAUAAUCACUUUCCAAUGCCUCAUAGAAGUGGUGAAAUACGAAUGGAGUUGGCUUAAACCUUGGUGCCUGUCGGUCAUUAUGAUCGUCCUCGCCAUUAUUGAAAUCACUAUUCACGUGAACGUUGAUUUUUCAGCAAAUUCCUAUAUCUUUUACACUAGUCUUUCAAGUCUGGCUGAAAUUUUGAUUAUUUUUUGGAUAUACCCACGCGGACGUUUUCUAGAUGAUAUAACAUUCCACUUCGGAGUACCACCAACUAGACUUCGAAGAUGGACCUUUUGUUUUCUUCCUUGGUUUUAUUUGUGGAAGGUCUUCAUAAUGCUAAUCCUGUUCUAUACAUUUACUACUACAACCACCAGCUUUAUUUUCAAAGCACUGCACACGACGCGCUAUGCACCCACUUGCAUUAUGAUACUAUUUGCUGUUGGAGCUGUCUAUGCCUUCUAUGAUCAUGUCCUUAUAGGGAAAAGGGGGUUUAGUCAACUAUUCAAGCCUGUACCCGAAUGGGGUCCUAAGGAUUUUCGAUUAAGACAACUUAGGAAAAAAUUUGACAGCCGUCAGUACAUCGUAUCUCAAGCACCAAGAGAUCUCAGCAGAUAUCUGAUAGAAAAGUCCGGUUUGGUGUCCUAUCAACUGGACGUGGUUUACGACGCGGUCAAGCCGAGGUCGACUGUACGUGGAAAUGGAAAAGAUGCAAGGGAAAAGGAACAUUAAUUAGACUUA
Messenger RNA from Maniola jurtina (meadow brown), 2062 nucleotides. RefSeq lists its product as uncharacterized. Lineage: Eukaryota; Metazoa; Arthropoda; Insecta; Lepidoptera; Nymphalidae. The transcript has 15 exons. The coding region runs from base 56 to 2053 and encodes 665 amino acids. The record is from RefSeq and is a predicted model, not a curated record.